UUUUCCUUUUCUUUUUCCCCAAAUACACGAAGAGAAAGCACGGGCCUCUUCUCACCCCGAUCCUUGUUUGACUGUGUAUCUCACUAGUUUCUACUUUCUACCCCAAACCAAAAUCGAUUUUUCUCUAUAUCUCUGAGAGUUAAGAGUCAGAGGAGCUCGAUAUCCCUCUUGAUAGUUCAAUCAAUCAAAUUGGUUCGAUUAGAUUAGAGAUUUAGCAGAAAAGAUGUCAGGGAAAGGCGCAAAGGGUUUGAUAAUGGGCAAAACCCUAAGCAAGGACAAGGACAAAGACAAGAAAAAGCCCGUCACUCGUUCCUCUCGAGCUGGUCUUCAGUUCCCUGUUGGUCGUAUUCACCGUCUCCUUAAGACAAGGGUCAUGGCCCAUGGAAGAGUUGGUGCAACAGCUGCUGUGUACUCUGCUGCCAUCUUGGAAUACCUGACUGCAGAAGUUUUGGAGCUGGCAGGCAAUGCAAGCAAAGAUCUGAAAGUGAAGCGUAUAACACCUAGGCAUCUUCAGCUGGCAAUUCGUGGUGAUGAAGAACUUGAUACACUCAUCAAAGGAACAAUAGCCGGUGGUGGUGUGAUUCCUCACAUUCACAAGUCACUCAUCAACAAGUCUGCAAAGGAUUGAGGAUUGGCAAUUAUUGGGACCUUCCGUGGUUAUCACAGGAUACUGAUUCUAUUUUGUCUUGGUAGUUUUUGGGGACAUUUGGCAAGGUUGUUUUGUAGUAUUUCUGUCUGAAUGUAUUUAUUUUUCUAUGAAGGUUACAUCUUGAACUUGAACCUUGAUUUCUCU
Messenger RNA from Quercus lobata, 793 nucleotides. RefSeq names its product probable histone H2A variant 3. The coding region runs from base 224 to 628 and encodes 134 amino acids. Gene Ontology annotation, cellular component: nucleosome. The record is from RefSeq and is a predicted model, not a curated record. Gene Ontology annotation, molecular function: structural constituent of chromatin; protein heterodimerization activity; DNA binding. The transcript is spliced from 3 exons. Lineage: Eukaryota; Viridiplantae; Streptophyta; Magnoliopsida; Fagales; Fagaceae.